Molecule: messenger RNA, 3967 nt
Organism: Tachyglossus aculeatus (Australian echidna)
Lineage: Eukaryota; Metazoa; Chordata; Mammalia; Monotremata; Tachyglossidae
Gene: TRIAP1
Product: TP53 regulated inhibitor of apoptosis 1
Exons: 2
Coding region: 36-272 (78 amino acids)
Source: RefSeq, a predicted model, not a curated record
CCGCGCGCCGCCGCCGCCCUCCCGGCCCGUCCGCCAUGAACAGCGUGGGUGAGGCGUGCACGGAGCUGAAGCGGGACUACGACCACUGCUUCAACCGCUGGUUCGCCGACAAGUUCCUCAAGGGCGAAGCCUCCGGGGACCCCUGCGGCCGCCUCUUCAAGCGAUACCAGCAGUGCGUCCAGAAAGCAAUAAAGGAGAAGGAGAUUCCCAUUGAAGGCCUGGAGUUCAUGGGGCACAGUAAGGAGAAAUCGGAGAGCUCCUCUUUCCCUUGACGAGAAUCUCCACGCUAACAUCCCUGGGACUUCGAAAUCAGGACGCCGGUUUCUACUGAUGAGAAUGACGAAGGUGACCAGUGAUCUGACGUGACUUCUUAGUUCCACCUCCCUGCCGUUUUCCUCUUCCCGGGCUACAAGGUCGUGGGGAAUUUUAGCAUCUAUUUUCAUACGGCACCUCUGGGGAGCUUGGCAUCUUCUCAGAAAGCUUAGGCACUAAAUGAAAUAUUUAGAUUGUGCACUUCAAAAGUCAUGGGGCACUUUAGCGUCUAUUUUCAUACAGCACCUCUGGGGAGCUUGGCAUCGUAUCAAAAAGCUUAGGCACUAAAUGAAAUAUUUAGAUUGUGCACUUCAAAAGUCAUGGGGCACUUUAGCGUCUAUUUUCAUACAGCACCUCUGGGGAGCUUGGCGUCUUAUCAAAAAGUUUAGGCACUAAAUGAAAUAUUUAGAUUGUGCACCUCAAAAGUCAUGGGGCAUUUUAGCGUCUAUUUUCAUACGGCACCUCUGGUUAGCUUGGCAUCUUCUCAAAAAGCAUAGGCACUAAAUGAAAUUUAGAUUGUGCACCUCAAAAGUCAUGGGGCACUUUAGCGUCUAUUUUCAUACGGCACCUCUGGGUAGCCUGGCAUCGUAUAAAAAAGCUUAGGCACUAAACGAACGUUAGAUUGUGCACCUCAGAAGUCAUGGGGCAUUUUAGCGUCUGUUUUCAUACGGCACCUCUGGGUAGCCUGGCAUCGUAUAAAAAAGCUUAGGCACUAAACGAACGUUAGAUUGUGCACCCCAAAAGUCAUGGGGCACUUUAGCGUCUAUUUUCAUACAGCGCCUCUGGGUAUCCUGGCAUCGUAUCAAAAAGCUUAGGCGCUAAACGAACGUUAGAUUGUGCACCUCAAAAGUCAUGGGGCACUUUAGCGUCUAUUUUCAUACGGCACCUCUGGGGAGCUUGGCAUCUUCUCAAAAAGCUUAGGUGCUAAACGAACGUUAGAUUGUGCACCUCAAAAGUCAUGGGGCACUUUAGCGUCUGUUUUCAUACGGCACCUCUGGGGAGCUUGGCAUCUUCUCAAAAAGUUUAGGCACUAAAUGAAAUAUUUAGGUUGUGCACCUCAAAAGUCAUGGGGCACUUUAGCGUCUAUUUUCAUACGGCACCUCUGGGUAGCUUGGCAUCAUAUCAAAAAGCUUAGGUGCUAAACGAAUGUUAGAUUGUGCACCUCAAAAGUCAUGGGGCAUUUUAGCGUCUAUUUUCAUACGGCACCUCUGGGGAGCUUGGCAUCAUCUCAAAAAAAUUAGGUGCUAAACGAACGUUAGAUUAUGCACCUCAAAAGUCGUGGGGCAUUUUAGCGUCUAUUUUCAUACGGCACCUCUGGGUAGCCUGGCAUCGUAUCAAAAAGCUUAGGCGCUAAAUGAACGUUAGAUUGUACACCUCAAAAGUCAUGGGGCAUUUUAGCGUCUAUUUUCAUACGGCACCUCUGGGUAGCUUGGCAUCUUCUCAAAAAGCGUAGGCACUAAAUGAAAUUUAGAUUGUGCACCUCAAAAGUCAUGGGGCACUUUAGCAUCUAUUUUCAUACGGCACCUCUGGGGAGCUUGGCAUUUUCUCAAAAAGCUUAGGCACUAAACGAACGUUAGAUUGUGCACGUCAAAAGUCAUGGGGCGUUUUAGCGUCUAUUUUCAUAAGGCACCUCUGGGGAGUUUGGCAUCUUAUCAAAAAGCUUAGGCGCUAAAUGAACAUUAGAUGAUUGUGCACCUCAGAGAUCAUGGGGCAUUUUAGCGUCUAUUUUCAUACAGCACCGCUGGGUAGCUUGGCAUCGUAUCAAAAAGCUUAGGCGCUAAAUGAACGUUAGAUUGUGCACCUCAAAAGUCAUGGGGCACUUUAGCGUCUAUUUUCAUACGGCACCUCUGGGGAGCUUGGCAUCGUAUCAAAGAGCUUAGGCGCUAAACGAACGUUAGAUUGUGCACCUCAAAAGUCAUGGGGCAGUUUAGCGUCUAUUUUUAUACAGCACCUCUGGGUUGCCUGGCAUCGUCUCAAAAAAAUUAGGUGCUAAACGAACGUUAGAUUAUGCACCUCAAAAGUCAUGGGGCACUUUAGUGUCUAUUUUCAUGCGGCACCUCUGGGUAGCUUGGCAUCUUCUCAAAAAGCUUAGGCGCUAAACGAACGUUAGAUUGUGCACCUCAAAAGUCAUGGGGCACUUUAGCGUCUAUUUUCAUGCGGCACCUCUGGGUAGCCUGGCAUCGUAUCAAAAAGCUUAGGCGCUAAAUGAAUGUUAGAUUGUGCACCUCAAAAGUCAUAGGGCACUUUAGCGUCUAUUUUCAUACAGCACCUCUGGGGAGUUUGUCAUCUUAUCAAAAAGCUUAGGCGCUAAACGAACGUUAGAUUGUGCACCUCAAAAGUCAUGGGGCAUUUUAGUGUCUAUGUUCAUGCAGCACCUCUGGGUUGCCUGGCAUCGUAUCGAAAAGCUUAGGCGCUAAACGAACGUUAGAUUGGGCACCUCAAAAGUCAUGGGGCACUUUAGCGUCUAUUUUCAUACGGCACCUCUGGGGACCUUGGCAUCUUCUCAAAAAACUUAGGCUCUAAACAAACGUUAUAUUGUGCACCUCAAAAGUCAUGGGGCACUUUAGCGUCUAUUUUCAUACGGCACCUCUGGGUAGCUUGGCAUCUUCUCAAAAAGCUUAGGCGCUAAAUGAACGUUAGAUUGUACACCUCAAAAGUCAUGGGGCAUUUUAGCGUCUGUUUUCAUACGGCACCUCUGGUUAGCUUGGCAUCUUCUCAAAAAGCAUAGGCACUAAAUGAAAUUUAGAUUGUGCACCUCAAAAGUCAUGGGGCACUAUAGCAUCUAUUUUCAUACGGCACCUCUGGGGAGCUUGGCAUCUUCUCAAAAAGCUUAGGCACUAGACGAACGUUAUAUUGUGCACCUCAAAAGUCAUGGGGCACUUUAGCGUCUAUUUUCAUACGGCGCCUCUGGGUAGCUUGGCAACUUCUCAAAAAGCUUAGGCGCUAAACGAACGUUAGAUUGUGCACCUCAAAAGUCAUGGGGCAUUUUAGUGUCUAUUUUCAUGCGGCACCUCUGGGUAGCCUGGCAUCAUAUCAAAAAGCGUAGGCGCUAAACGAACGUUAGAUCGUGCACCUCAGAUGCCUCCGGGGAUCCGGUCCACGAUCGGUUUCUAAAGCGGUUAAUUUAUAAACGAUGAUGACGAUACUUGGAGUCCCUAGUACCGGGUUUCAGGGGAGGCUCACUGGGGCCAUUUUUCUGGGCCGCAACCGCCGCCCUGAUAGUAGGCCUUAGGUGGACAGUCCAGGGUCAGCCCUCGCGUGCCGGAGGUUUUAUUUUAACGCAGCGAUCGAUCCUAGCGCCAUUGGUUGCCGCUCGAAGACCCACCUCGGUCCCCGCCUUGGAGGAAGCGAGCCGCCCGGCUCUUCGGGAACCGUCCACGGAUGCGGAGCGGGAAGGACCGGGAGCUGUCCGAGAAAAUCUCAGCAGUCACCGACCACCUCAAGUCGACACCUUCUCCAGGGACUGGAAUGAAGACGCCUUUUCCGCCCCUCCGAAACCCGGCCACGGUCGGUCGAGGAGGAAGGAUUUAGAUUUGAAUCCCUUCCCCGUCGCGGGGCGGGUGCCGUGGCGCCGUAUUAGAGAGAAGAAGUGGGCUGGUUGCCCUACUGCUUCUAUGAUCCUAUAAUCGUAGAGAUGGAAUAAAUCGUGAUACUA